This is a messenger RNA of Oncorhynchus mykiss (rainbow trout), 1772 nucleotides long. RefSeq names its product zinc finger protein 513b (gene znf513b). NCBI's taxonomy places the organism in Eukaryota, Metazoa, Chordata, Actinopteri, Salmoniformes, Salmonidae. Gene Ontology annotation, biological process: positive regulation of transcription by RNA polymerase II. Gene Ontology annotation, cellular component: nucleus. Gene Ontology annotation, molecular function: DNA-binding transcription factor activity, RNA polymerase II-specific; RNA polymerase II cis-regulatory region sequence-specific DNA binding. The record is from RefSeq and is a predicted model, not a curated record.
GUAUAUUUACAAAAAAGAACUGACGUCACGCCCCAUGAACUCGCAGUAUAUACACAUUGGACCCUCGAGGAAGAAGAGGAAGAGGAAUAUGAUCAGCCUACACGCCGUAUAGAUCAGUGCUUCGCCACCAGCCCACAGAGGGAACUGCGACUAACUGACAGCGAGGAAGAAUGCCGAGGAGAAAACAAUCAAACCCACAGCCCGUCAAAUUAGACGGUGUGGAGUGUGAGCCAGGAUGCCUGGUUCUGGACAGUGACUUCCUGCUUAGUGGAGAGCUCUGUGAGUUUGGAGACACAGAGAUCAUGGGGCUGGACAGAGACACAGGUAUGACAGUGUUCUCUCUGAGUGAUGACGGCACCAGCCUUCCAGCUUCGGGUGACUCGGCCUUCCCGGCAUUCCUCUCCUGUAAGGGGUGCCGCCAAUUGAUGGGGACCGACCUUGACCUGGGAGCAGGACUUGACUUGGGGGCGGGACUCUACUGCCUGAGCUGCGAAGAGGGCCUCCAAUCAGAAUCACACACAGCCAUGGAGGAUACCUCACAGGGGGAGGAGUCAACCCCGGCUGUCCAAUCCAGUGGGGGGAAGAAGAGGAAGAGGAGUAAGGCGGGUGAUGAAGAAGUCUGUAUGAAGCUGUACACGUGCUCUCUGUGUAGUUUCUCCUCUCGCUACUCCAACCAUCUCAAACGCCACAUGAGAACCCAUGAUGGAGAGAAGCCCUACCGCUGUCCCCACUGCCCCUACGCCUCUACACAGAGGGUCAACCUGCAGAGACACACGCGCACACACACCGGGGAGAAGCCCUACCUCUGCAACGCCUGCAACUAUGCCUGUAGUUCCCUGGGGAACCUGCGGAGGCACCAGCGCUCGCACAGCCAGGAGCCUCAGCCCCGGCCGCAACGCACACACACACUGAAGAGACGCAGCAGACGAAAACACACACACAGAGAAAACGGUGAAGAUGCCGUUUUGUCAGACCUGACAGUGUGUGUGAGGGAGGACUCUGAUUUCCUCCAGUCCCUAGGGGGGGUAGCCUCUCCCUCCCUCCCCCCCUCCGCCCCCCUCCCCGACCUCCUCUUCCCCCUCUGUUGUCGCUCCUGUGGCCUCACCCUGGAAGGAGAGGGAGAGGCGGAGGGCAGAGGACAGAUGUGUAGUCAAUGUUCUGAGUUUGUCCUCUCUAAGGAUAUAGGCUCCUCCAGCCCCACUGACACAGACUCACACACAGUCCGGCCGGGGGCCAGUAAGCUGUACCGCUGCCCUCUCUGCCCCUUCCUCUCCCUCUACCCCAACCACCUGGCCCGACACGCCCACACCCACAGCGGGGAGAAGCCCCACCGCUGCCCCCAGUGCCCUUACGCCUCGGCCCACCUGGACAACCUGAAACGCCACCUCCGGGUCCACACGGGGGAGAAGCCCUACCGCUGUCCCCAGUGCUCGUACGCCUGCGGGAACCUGGCCAACCUGAGGCGCCAUGAGAGGAUUCACUCUGGAGCCAAGCCGUUCCACUGCUCUGUGUGUGGCUACAGCUGUAACCAGAGUAUGAACCUGAAGAGACACAUGCUGAGACACACGGGGGAGAAGCCAUAUGGCUGUGCUGAGUGUGACUACACUACGGGACACUGGGACAACUACAAACGCCAUCAGAGGAAACACGGACACAACACACACAGCUGGGACAAACACACACACCAGGACACUACAGCAGACAGCAACACACAGCACUGAGACACACACACACACACUCCACUGAGACACACACACACACACACACACACA